This is a messenger RNA of Drosophila obscura, 1036 nucleotides long. RefSeq names its product calcineurin B homologous protein 1 (gene elm). Gene Ontology annotation, molecular function: calcium ion binding. The coding region runs from base 92 to 661 and encodes 189 amino acids. The record is from RefSeq and is a predicted model, not a curated record. NCBI's taxonomy places the organism in Eukaryota, Metazoa, Arthropoda, Insecta, Diptera, Drosophilidae. The transcript has 2 exons.
UUAUAAACUCACAUCACUAUUGCAUCCGAAUUGAUUAAAUACUUCAGCGGGUGCCUUUCAACCAUUUUCUAACAAAAAUUUGCACGACGAGAUGGGCAACAAGUCAUCGCUGUUCCUGCGGAGCGAGGAGAUAGCGCAGAUUCAGGAGGAAACUGGCUUUACUCCCAACCAAAUCGAGAGAUUGUACUCGCGCUUCACGUCGUUGGAUCGCAACGACUGCGGGACCCUCUCCCGCGAGGACCUGAUGCGCAUCCCCGAGCUGGCCAUCAAUCCGCUGUGCGAGCGCAUCGUCCACUCGUUCUUUGCCGAGAGCACCGACGAUCGGGUGAACUUUCGGCAGUUCAUGAACGUGCUGGCCCACUUCCGGCCGCUGCGGGAUAACAAGCUGAGCCAGAUGAACAGCCGGGAGGAGAAGCUGAAGUUCGCCUUCAAGAUGUACGACCUCGAUGACGACGGUGUGAUUAGCCGGGACGAGCUGCUCUCCAUUCUCCACAUGAUGGUGGGCGCCAACAUAAGCCAGGACCAGCUGGUCAGCAUUGCGGAGCGCACAAUCCUGGAGGCAGACCUCUGCUGCCAGGGCAAAAUAUCGUUCGAGGACUUCUGCAAGGCCCUAGACCGCACCGACGUCGACACAAAGAUGUCCAUAAGGUUUCUCAAUUGAGGUGUGCUCUGUCAGGAUAAAAUCUUGGACCAGAGACAGUGAGAGAGAGAGAGAGAAAGUUGGUGGGAGGGAGCUUCUUAGUCAGUGUGUACCAAAUAGUUUAGGAUGGAGGAGAUGGAGUCUACCGAGAGGCAUUACUUGUAUUUAGUAUUCGUUAUGGAAGUGAGUGAAGGAGUGAAUGAGAUGCGGUUUUUUGUUGUUGAUAACGUUUAAUCUUUAAUCUUUACGCCCUCCGCUGUGUGACCCGCACUUGAUACAUGAUUCUUACUUAAUUCUUUAUUCCUGCGCUGUAAUUUAAUGUAAGGUUCUGAGGGCAUUUUGUGUUUUUAGUUGCUUGCAAAUAAAGGCCAACGGCGUGUCAUUUAAAUUGUUGAA